CCUGCUAGUCGGGAAGCCACAGGAGAAAGAAUUCAAGGAAGAAUACCGGCCGCUGCCCUUCUCAGCGCUCGAAGCCGUGCCAUGCUUGCCCUCCGAAGGAGCCUGACUAAGGCUCUGGCCGCUCGGACGCAGGCGCCUCAGGGGAAGGACAGGAAUAAAGACGCAGACGUAGAGAAUGGACUUGAGGAUACAAGGAGGACACGUUCUUCUGCCAACGAUAAUAAAAUGUGUGUUCAUCUUUUGCUACAGGCCCCAGACAAUACGAUGGAACAUUCUAUGAAUUUCGUACCUGUUAUGUUAAGCCCUCAAAGAUGAAUGAGUUCCUGGAAAAUGUUAAGAAAAACAUUCAUCUUCGGACAGCUCACUCUGAAUUGGUUGGAUUCUGGACUGUAGAAUUUGGAGGCAGAAUGAAUAAAGUGUUUCAUGUUUGGAAGUAUGACAAUUUUGCUCAUCGAACUGAAGUUCAGAAAGCCUUGGCCAAAGAUAAGGAAUGGCAAGAACAAUUUCUCAUUCCAAAUUUGGCUCUUAUUGAUAAACAAGAGAGUGAAAUUACUUAUCUGGUGCCAUGGUGCAAAUUAGAAAAACCUCCAAAAGAAGGAGUCUAUGAACUGGCUACUUUUCAGAUGAAACCUGGUGGGCCAGCUCUGUGGGGUGACCCAUUUAAAAGGGCAGUUCAUACACAUGUCAAUCAAGGCUACACAAAAUUAGUUGGAGUGUUCCAUGCAGAAUAUGGAAUACUCAACAGAGUUCAUGUUCUUUGGUGGAACGAGAGUGCGGAUAGCCGAGCAGCUGGGAGACACCAGUCUCAUGAGGAUCCCAGAGUUGUGGCAGCUGUUCGGGAGAGUGUUAACUUCCUUGGGUCUCAGCAGAAUAUGCUUCUGAUUCCUAUGUCAUUUUCACCAUUGAAAUAGUCUUCCACUGAUAAAUGAAGCAUUUCAUUAAGUGCCAUAAGCUGUGUCUACUAAUGGUGCUUAAAUUCUCCCAAGAGAUUCUCACUUUUAUUUGAUGGAGGUGGUAAGUUAAUUUGCUAUGUCCCUUGCAUAUUUAAAAGCUACCUCUGUCCACUGUCACCACCACGUCAGUAAACAGUCUGUUCCUUUUUGCCUAGUCAUUUCAGUAUCUGUCAUACAUUAAAAAUAGUUGCUAUUACUAUAGGAUCUUGACUUUUCAUUUGUUUCCAUAUAUCUCUUUUUCUCUAUUUUGACAACCCUCUGCUUUUAUAGCAUUUUCUUACAUUCAAAUGAUUCUUUCAUUUCCAUACCUGUGAUAAUAUCUUUAAAAUAUUUGUAUACAUUAUUAACCUUUUCAUCAUGUCUUUUUCUGAGAUUUUAAAAGUUUUUGUCCAUUAAAGUUUAUUUUAUACUACCAGAUAGGAUUCAUAAAAAUAUUAAACAUAUUUCUUUACUAUGGAAGAGUACAAUGUUACCUGUGUCAUCUGUAUUAAUUAUGGUUUUCACAUUAAUAAUUACUUACAUGGAAAAUAAUGUUAUUAGGUCCUGGUAUUAAAAGUUAUUGAUGACUCAUUGGUUUAUAUGCUGCAGUAUCUUCAUUUACAGUUAACUUUACUAAUUUUUACUUCAUUUUAAAUCACUGUUUAACAAAGGUACUUGGUCAUCUGUUUCUUUUAAUGAGAUAUUUAUGGUUAUGGAAAUGUUUGCCCUAAUAAAAGCCUACAUAUACAAUCUGA
Molecule: messenger RNA, 1687 nt
Organism: Orcinus orca (killer whale)
Lineage: Eukaryota; Metazoa; Chordata; Mammalia; Artiodactyla; Delphinidae
Gene: NIPSNAP3A
Product: nipsnap homolog 3A
Exons: 7
Coding region: 312-911 (199 amino acids)
Cellular component (GO): mitochondrion
Source: RefSeq, a predicted model, not a curated record